Heterostelium album PN500 is the source of this 627-nucleotide messenger RNA. Its product is annotated as Got1/Sft2-like family vesicle transport protein. NCBI's taxonomy places the organism in Eukaryota, Evosea, Eumycetozoa, Acytosteliales, Acytosteliaceae. Bases 1 to 627 code for a protein of 208 amino acids. The record is from RefSeq and is a predicted model, not a curated record. Gene Ontology annotation, cellular component: membrane. The transcript is spliced from 4 exons. Gene Ontology annotation, biological process: vesicle-mediated transport.
AUGAGUGGAUCUACAAAUAGCUAUAGUUUAGAUAAUCUCGAGUUUAAGACGAAUCAAUCGUUUCUUAGUAGUACGGCGGGAUCGAUUGGUUCUGAGACGACACAGUAUUGGAAUGAUAUAAGUGAGUCUGGUGGUAGUAUGUUUUCAAAGAUCUCUGGAAAGAUCACCAGUGUCAUUCCAGGAAUUAACAAUGCCAACAAACCAAAUCAACAACCGACCUUCUACGAAGAAGUACAACAACAAACAUCGUUUUCAUAUAUUCAAAGAUUGACUCUAUUUGCAAUUACAUUAUUAAUUGGAAUUGCAUUAAUUGUUAUGUCAACAUUCUUUGUAUUUUCACCGAGAACAUUUGCAAAGUUAUAUACACUCGGUAGUCUGAGUGUAAUUGUAGGAUUAAUAGUACUUGUAGGUUUGAAGAAACAGUUUGAAAAUAUAACAUCGUCGAAAGAACGUUUGUAUUCUUCGUUGAUCUAUUUAGUAUCGAUCGUUGGAACAUUAUAUUGUGCAUUAAGUUUACAAUCAACAUUUUUAUCAAUGUUUAUGGUUGUUUUACAAUUCCUAUCAGUUGUAUGGUACUCUCUUUCUUAUAUUCCAUUUGGACAAGCGAUUUUACAAAAGAUUAUUUAA